GCGUGUGUGAUCCAGCGGCCGCACUGCACGACCCGCCUUGUCCUCUUAAGCACCGAACUCCCACACUGUACUAUUUUAUCAUCAGCCAACUGCAUCUCCAGCCUCAACCCGCUACAACUAUCUCACCCAAACAAACCACCAACCCCUCACACACAUCAACAUGACUGGACGCGGAAAGGGCGGAAAGGGUCUCGGCAAGGGUGGAGCCAAGCGUCACCGCAAGAUCUUGCGCGACAACAUCCAGGGUAUCACUAAGCCCGCUAUCCGUCGUCUCGCACGUCGUGGUGGUGUCAAGCGUAUCUCAGCUAUGAUUUACGAGGAGACCCGUGGUGUUCUGAAGACCUUCCUUGAGGGCGUCAUCCGUGACGCCGUCACAUACACUGAGCACGCCAAGCGCAAGACCGUCACUUCUCUCGAUGUUGUCUAUGCCCUCAAGCGUCAAGGCCGCACCCUCUACGGUUUCGGUGGUUAAGCGCAUUCUUUUUCACAGUUUCAUAUCACGACUUCUACCGGCCUCAUCGGUCUACGGUCAGUUUCGGUGCUUGGG
Molecule: messenger RNA, 547 nt
Organism: Didymella exigua CBS 183.55
Lineage: Eukaryota; Fungi; Ascomycota; Dothideomycetes; Pleosporales; Didymellaceae
Product: histone-fold-containing protein
Exons: 3
Coding region: 161-472 (103 amino acids)
Biological process (GO): nucleosome assembly
Cellular component (GO): nucleosome
Molecular function (GO): protein heterodimerization activity; DNA binding; structural constituent of chromatin
Source: RefSeq, a predicted model, not a curated record